UUUCUUUGUCACUGUAUUUUGUCUGUCUGUUGUAAACUAUGUCUGCCAGUUUAACAUCCCUUCAAUUUCCCUCCUUAUAUCUCCAAUCCAACAACAAAUUCAACCUUAAAUCUUCUUCAGUUCCUAAAUUCAAUGGGGUUUCAGGGAGAUGUGGGAUUAAAUGCUCUUCUUCAAAUGGAAGAAAACCCAAUUCUGAUUUUAGUGAAGAAGAGAAACGGCGUCGGGCCGAGUUAUCGGCCCAAAUCGCUUCGGGGGCAUUCACUGUUGAAAAGCCUAGUUUCGGAUCGUUGUUGGUGAGUAGUUUAGCAAAAUUGGGCUUGCCUUCAGAUUUUCUUGAACCUUUAUCAAGUUUGAUAAAUUCUGGUGAAAGUUAUCCAAAGAUUCCAGAGGCAAAAGGAGCAAUUAGUGCCAUUAGGAGUGAGGCGUUUUUCAUCCCCUUGUAUGAACUUUUUCUUACAUAUGGUGGAAUUUUCAGGUUGACUUUUGGUCCCAAGUCUUUUCUGAUUGUGUCGGAUCCGAACAUUGCAAAACACAUAUUGAAAGACAAUGCAAAGGCAUAUUCAAAAGGUAUAUUAGCCGAAAUUCUAGAAUUUGUAAUGGGAACGGGACUAAUUCCAGCUGAUGGGGAGGUCUGGCGAGUCAGACGACGGGUUAUUGUACCAGCACUACAUCUCAAGUAUGUAGCAGCAAUGAUUAGCCUGUUUGGAGAUGCCACUGAUCGCCUAUGCAAAAAACUUGAUGCUGCUGCAUACAAUGGAGAGGAUGUAGAGAUGGAAUCACUUUUUUCACGUUUGACAUUAGAUAUUAUUGGGAAAGCAGUAUUUAAUUAUGAUUUUGAUUCAUUGACCACGGAUAAUGGUAUCGUGGAGGCAGUAUACACAGUAUUGAGAGAAGCAGAGGAUCGAAGUGUAUCCCCUAUUCCAACGUGGGAGAUUCCAAUAUGGAAAGAUAUCUCACCGAGACAGAAGAAGGUUAAUGGAGCCCUUAAGCUAAUCAACACAACCCUGGAUGAUCUAAUUGCAAUUUGCAAGAGGAUGGUUGAUGAAGAAGAUGUAGAUUUUAAUGAGGAGUACAUGAACGAAAAUGAUCCAAGUAUUCUCCAUUUCCUGUUGGCGUCAGGAGACAAUGUAUCGAGCAAGCAACUUCGGGAUGAUUUGAUGACAAUGCUUAUUGCAGGACAUGAGACGACUGCUGCAGUAUUGACAUGGACCUUUUAUCUUCUUUCCAAGGAACCUAGUGUCAUGUCCAAGCUUCAAAAUGAGGUUGAUGCAGUUCUAGGUGAUAGAUUUCCAACGAUGGAAGACAUGAAGAAACUUAAAUAUACAACUCGAGUGAUUAAUGAAUCCUUGAGGCUCUACCCACAACCACCUGUUUUGAUACGCCGUUCCCUCGAAGAUGAUGUCCUUGACAAGUAUCCAAUUAAAAGGGGUGAAGACUUCUUCAUCUCUGUUUGGAAUCUUCAUCGCUCUCCUACACAUUGGGUAGAUGCAGAUAAGUUUAAUCCCGAAAGAUGGCCUUUAGACGGACCAAAUCCCAACGAGAGCAACCAAAACUUCAGUUACUUGCCUUUUGGUGGUGGACCAAGGAAAUGCGUUGGUGACAUGUUUGCUUCGUUUGAGGCGAUAGUAGCAGUUGCGAUGCUUGUUCGUAGAUUUAACUUCCAAAUGGCAUUGGGAGCUCCGCCAGUUAAAAUGACGACUGGGGCAACAAUUCACACAACAGAAGGUUUAAACAUGACAGUAACACGGAGAAUGAAGCCUCCAAUUGUCCCAACCCUGGAGACCCAAAGUUUGGGAAACACAGAAUCCUCCAUAAACAUUUCUGAAGCUGAUCCAGUUGUCAGUUGAAAUAUGUUAUUCUUUCAAUUUACAUACACCAUCUGAUACGGAACAAGAAGAAAAAGGGGGAAAAAAAACUAUAAUAUAGCAAUUCCAUAUUUAUAAUGCCACUAAA
Messenger RNA from Erigeron canadensis, 1953 nucleotides. RefSeq names its product protein LUTEIN DEFICIENT 5, chloroplastic. The transcript is spliced from 16 exons. Gene Ontology annotation, cellular component: chloroplast. Gene Ontology annotation, molecular function: beta-carotene 3-hydroxylase activity; heme binding; iron ion binding. The record is from RefSeq and is a predicted model, not a curated record. NCBI's taxonomy places the organism in Eukaryota, Viridiplantae, Streptophyta, Magnoliopsida, Asterales, Asteraceae. Bases 39 to 1847 code for a protein of 602 amino acids. Gene Ontology annotation, biological process: xanthophyll biosynthetic process.